AUGGCUGGAUCAAUCGCUGACAACUCUGUCUUGUAUAGAAAGAAGACCUUUACAUAUGUGCCACCGACACCACCAGCUGAACUCAUCGAAUCUACUAGCUACACACUAGACUUUGCAGCCCGUAAGUUUGUACAUAUUGGUUUUGACCCGAGUGAAAAAUUACAAGUCGUUGUUCAUUUAUUAACUUCAUCGCGGUACGUGCAUAUUACUACAAAUUUUAUGAAAAAAAUAUUCGGGUUCAUGAGACAUAUCUUAUCGUUCAUAUCAGACACACCACAAAAAUAUAAGCGAGUUAUAUUUUAUGAAGACGAAAAAAUGAAACUAUCGAGUUUGAAGUACAGCGGAGAAAAUGUGUUGGUGAUUGAAACAAAAAAUCGUGAUGGAUGUAGAGUACUGCUGAAUCGGGGCGACCUUCUUCGACUUCAAUAUCUCGAAUGUUCUAUUUUCGAGAGCAUCGUACGAAAAGAAGUAUUCACCGCUCUGUUGAUUAUAAAACAAUAUGAAGAAAUUAUCGAGUACCUCGACAAGAAAUGUAGGCAACAUAAAUCACCACCGAAAACUGUUGACGAGAUGGUAGUUUUCAUUAAGAACAUACAAGACGACCGAGUCGUUAAAUCUUUACCAAAUUUCUCCAAUCAAAUACAGAUGUAUGCAGCUGAACAGUUAGCUGAAACAUUGUUACACCAGAGGGCAAACAACUCGCAUUAG
Molecule: messenger RNA, 708 nt
Organism: Aphis gossypii (cotton aphid)
Lineage: Eukaryota; Metazoa; Arthropoda; Insecta; Hemiptera; Aphididae
Exons: 1
Coding region: 1-708 (235 amino acids)
Source: RefSeq, a predicted model, not a curated record